Molecule: messenger RNA, 16413 nt
Organism: Paramuricea clavata
Lineage: Eukaryota; Metazoa; Cnidaria; Anthozoa; Malacalcyonacea; Plexauridae
Source: the annotation of a GenBank genome assembly
CGCGUGGGCUCCGCGAUUCCCGCGAAAGGGGAGCAAAAAUGGCCGACGAGAGUUCGGAAAAUGUUGAAAUGGAUUAUGAAGAUUCGCAUUCUGAAACCUCGUCGGAUGAAAGUAUAGCCGAAAUAACAGAAUGCGUUGAAGAAGAAGAAUUAGACAGUAAACAGUAAGUUUUAAACGUAAUAUGAACGUUAUUUUAGCUUGUUAUUUACGUUUUUACCGGCCAAGAAAUUUAGUCAAAACAUGCUUACAUGCGUAUUUUAUUGAGGAAAUAAUUUUUAUCUUUACUUUUAAGGCUAGCAGAGAAGAAAAAAGAGGCGGGAAAUGGAGCUUACUUGGCAAAAGAUUAUAAAUCGGCUAUAAAGUUCUAUUCUGAAGCUAUUGGUAUAACGUUUUAUCUUGUAUAAGUUAUCAUAUAUAUAAAACGAUCUUAGUACUAGAUAAAAUUAAGUUAAUUAAUAUAUUUCCACCGUAAAAAAUGAUUUGAUAAAGUAUUACGAUACAAAUAAUAAAGUAUUGUGCAUUGACUAGAACAUAAAUUAGCCAGUUAUUUUAAGUUGAGUUAAAAAUUGGGUAUUUAUAAAUGGCUGUAGGAAUAUUAACUCCAAGAAGCAUAGUAGGGAUCACCUGUCAUUUUUUAUGGGCUAUUGCUUUAUUUAUUAUAACAAAACUUUCUAGAACUGGACAAGACUUGCGCACCUUAUUACGGAAAUCGUUCCGCGGCAUAUCUAAUGAUAAAAGAUUACAAUUGUGCACUGGAUGAUGCUAAGAUUGCUAUACAAUUAGAUGAAAAUUACAUAAAGGUAUAGUCUACUAAUUCUCAUAAUGAAAUUAAAUAAAAGGCAUUCAUUAAUAUUUACAUCACAGCUGAUCCUGAAAGCCAUAAGUACUGUAUGUAAUUCAAAAUGGUAAUACAUCUUCACAGGUUUAUUCUUGGGAUAUUUUUGCUUGGUCUGUUAUGAGGGUGUUGAUGGGGUAUAUCCACGGUGGGCAUAAAAGACAGCGAAUUUGGCCAAGUACAUAUAACUUUCUCUCGUUAGUUUGGAAUAUCACGAAACUCCCUCACAGGAUAGAACUUAACAUUCCUAGAAAUCGUAUGUUUUUUGUUUUUCGAUUUUGUUAUAUUUUGGCGUGAAAAUGACGUGCCAACUUUGGCGCCAAAAAAUUAAACACGAACUAAGAACAUGCUAGUAACUUUUUCGAAAAGAUUGUCCUAUAAGGAUCUCAAAACUGUAAAAACAUUAAAAAUACAACAAGGCAGUGCAAAGAUAUGGCGAUUCAAAGUUAUAUUUUUACUGAAAAAUCAGCCAUUUUGUUACUAAAAAUAGAUUUUUUUCGAAACUUUGAAUCGCCAUAUCUUCGCACUGCCUUGUUGUAUUUUUAAUGUUUUUACAAUUUUGAGAUCCUUAUAGGACAAUCUUUUCGAAAAAGUUACUAGCAUGUUCUUAGCUCGUGUUUAUUUUUUUUGCGCCAAAGUUGGCACGUCAUUUUCCCGCCAAAAUGUAACAAAAUCGAAAAACAAAAAACAUACGAUUUCUAGGAAUGUUAAGUUCUAUCCUGUGAGGGAGUUUCGUGAUAUUCCAAACUAACGAGAGAAAGUUAUAUGUACUUGGCCAAAUUCGCUGUCUUUUAUGUCCACCGUGAUUGUGAGUCGUGAUUCACUCAAUUUUGGUUACCAUCAGUUGUGAAAACACUAAAAAUUUACCAUGAAGCGUGAGGGAAAAAAAUACUGUUUAUCAUUUCAGAACACUUUUCAAAGAUUUGCCGUUAAAAUACCAAAACUUUUACCGUUUACUGAUUUUCAGACCCCCCAUCUAGACCCUCUGUUAUUGCAUGCCAAAGGCUAUGAGACACACUAGGGGGUCCCUGAAAAAUAUUUUUGAAAUCUAGAGUCCCUGAAAUGCAAUUUCAAGCAUUUUUGGGGUGAUAUUUUGCACAAUUUCACACAUCGAAGACAUGAUUUAUCAUGGUCUCGUGAAUUCUUAUAAUGAUAGUUGAGUUUGCAUUUUUAUAACGUGUACCCCCCCCCCCCAAAAAAAAACAACAAAGAAAGAAUGGUUUUUGUGGUGAUUGAUUGGGGGGAGGCAGAUGUAAUGGACCUGUUGGAGGCAAUUAUUUUUUUCUUCCUGUAGGCAUAUUUUAGGAUUGCAAGAUGUAAUCUUGCUCAAGGUUCAACCGAGUCUGCUGGAAGGGCAUUGGCAAAGGCCAAGGAAAUAGAUCCACAUAAUAAGACUUUAGCUAAUGAGGUAAAAAAAAUUAUACCAGCACUCGGAAAAGUAUCAAAAUUGAGGUUGGCAAAAAUGCCGACCUAAGUCUGACCUCAAGUUGUUGACCUGGGACGUGAUAUAAUUUGUGCCUGACACUCUGUGGUGAAUCGUGUCAUGACGGAAAGUUUUCACAUGAAAUUUUCAAUGACCGGUUCUUUGAAAAAGUAAUUUAUAAUACAGUGUGUGCUGUAUAGCUAGCUUUGCUUACUUUUAAAAACAGAUAUAUUCACAGUAUUUAAUGUAUCUUUCAUGUUUCAUCAAUAUAAUUGUAGCAGUAUCGCUGUACCAGACAUACUGUCCGGUGAGAAAAGCAUUUUGCCGGACAUUUGCCCUUUUCAUCAUGUUGGACAGUGUCCGUGUUGGAUCGCUUAUUUUCAGGCUUGGCUUGAAAUAAGAUUCCCAAAGUUCUUGAUCAUGGUGAUUGGCAGUCAUGACUUUCUCUGCGUUUCCUGAUUGAAAACUCUGUUUUUCCGGCGAUCAUAAACAAUUUCUUGCCGAUCAUUUAUCGCUGAUUGGCUGCUAUUACAAGCCCUGGCAAUUUAAUGGUUUUAUGUAUUUUAGUAUUUGAGAGUUCAUCAAAUACAACAAUUUGAAGCUGACGCAUUCGAAGCUCACGAUAAAGAAGAUUAUCGAAAGGUGUUUGUCAUACUGCGUCAUUUAGUGUUUUGUAAAUUCUUGUACUAUAAUAUUGUUACUUGAGCUUUAAUGCAUUAUUACCUGUUAUCCCUAUAUAAAACAAAUACUAUAAUCCAUGUUUCAGGUGAUAUUUUGUACCAGACGUCUGUUAGAAUUAUCCCCUGAUUGUGACUUAUACAAAGUAUUGAGAGCGGAAUCUCUCGCUUUGAUGAAGAAAUAUAGCGAAGCUGAAGUUGAGGCCAAGUAAGGCAUUGGUUAAAAUAUUUUGUCUUAGAUCACCUAUGUUAUACUUGGGUCUGUGUGUGGUAGCUGACAUGCUCCAAGUCUCUCUUUCAUUGUUGUAUAGUAUCGAUCCACUAUAGUGUACAUUACAUGAGAAAGAGAGACUUGUCAACUUUGGAAAAUCUCAGUUCAAAACUGAAUCGAAAAUACAAGACUUGCUUAAUUGUUUUCUGUCGGUGUUUAUAUGUAUUGAUCAGGCACAGUGUAAAUAACAUGAGUUCCAUUAUAGUAAAUAAUACAGAAAGAAAUUGAAGGAAAACAAUUAAAGCAAGUCUUGCAUUUUCGGUUCAGUUUUGAACCGAGAUUUUCUGAAGUUGACAAGUCUCUUUUUCUCUCUCCAUCUCUCCGUGCCACGUUAUGUAAUGUACACUAUAGUGGAUCAAUACUAUUUGGCAAUGAAAGAGAGACUUGAUGAUGGUGCAUGUAGAAACCAGAAUUAGAACUGUUGGGGAUAUGACAGAUAUCCUCUAUAAAUAAAGUUGGUAUUAGGUUUCCUUCUGUAGUAAUCCAUUACUGGACACCCAUAAUAAUAACCCUUACUGGACUUCUAGGAAGAACAGUGUAGAACUAAUAUAGCUAUCCAGUAUAAACAUAGUUACAAUGAUGAAUUGUCUGCAUUUUGUAGCACUAUGCUGCGAGAAAAUAACAGAAAUGCUGAUGCACUGUAUGUUCGGGGGUUAUGCUUAUAUUAUCAGGUAAGUGAUGCAAACCUUUGCCUAAAGGUGGUCUGCAAUGUGAAAGGGUGUACCUUCUAGGGUCGGACAGUUCAGGGUAAAAACUGAACACUGUCUGAAAACCCACGAAAAAAACGAUGUUUUUUAAUGGAAAUUUCCUUAUGAAAAUUAAAAGGAAAUUUCAUAAAAUAGUGGAAAAAACACUGGGUAAAAAAAUAUGGCGGCCAUUUCAUUUGCGAAUUACGAAUAUUUCGGUCUUAUUAUAUUUUUGCUUCUACACACAUCUGAAAUAACCGAUGAUCCUCUAAUACUCUAUGCUUCACGCGCUGUUUUUGCAAGUUUCAAGUAUUUUCCCGAUUUUUUUCCGUUUUUUUUUUUUGUCAAAGAAAAAUCGAUUGAAUCCCGACCCUAGUUAUCUUAAAAAGUCUCAUUGAAAGACUGAAAGUAAGCAUUAAAUGAGGAAGCUCUUUUCGAUUGGGGGGGGGGUCUGAAAGCGAGGGCUGAAACCCCGAGGAAAUUUUUAAAUUUAGAGUCACUGAAAUGCCAUUUCCUGGACUUUGGGGAAGAUUUGACAGAAUUCUGAUGGUCACAAAACAGCAUUUUACUAUGUCGAAAUUUACAAUUUUAGUAGUACUAAAUAGGACCAAUAGGUGAAGGCAUAUCUAUAAUUAACUAUAUAUUGGAUAAGUUGCAAGAAAGUAUGGGUAAUAUCUUCAUUCUUUGCAGUUUGUCAUGGAUUAAAUGAUAAAGGUCUGCAUGACUUAGAAAAAACAAUGAUUAUUAGCAAAUUAUUGGGGGGGGGCUGCAGCCCCCCAGCCCCCCUCCCCCCCGGUUGCUACGGUUAAGGUGGAGUAGCGUCCACCUUAACUCUGUCUGUAAUGUAAGUGUUCCCCCUCCUAGUGAAGUAUCUGUUCUCAUCCCCAUUCCACUGUAAUUCACCAAUACCUCCUCCCCUGUGAAGACCCCCCCCCCUCGCUUAUAAAAUGUCCACUAUCCCCCUUUGAAAUCUGCAAUAACAGCCUUGUUAAAUAGAUCUGCAGUUUUCCCAGUAGUUACACAAGUGAUAUAUGAACUAUCACAGUCAGAUCUUCAGCCCUUCCAAAUCAAGUUGGUUCUACCUCUGUUUGUCAAAAUAUACCAGGUUACCAUUAGAUAUUUUCCCCUUAGGAUUAUGAAGAGCAAGCAUUUCAGUGUUUUUCCAGUGCUUUAAAAAUUGAUCCUGAUCAUAAAAAAGCAAAAGCGAUUCGGAAGGUAAGACAGUUUAUAUGACGCUUGGCAUAAUGUCAUGAGUGAAUUAACAUUAUUAACACUGUUUAGAACUGAUAGUUUAGUUUAGGUUCCAACUCUUAUUGGACUUCUAAGAAGAAUAGUUUAGCACUGAUAGAGCUAUCCAGUAUAAAUAAAGUUAGUUUAGUUUUCCUCCUGUAAUGAUAUUGGAUCGAUAAGACAUGACUCGUACUGAACUUCUAAGAAGAACAGUUCAAAACUGAUAGAGCUAUCCAGUAUAAAUACACUGUAGAGUUAGUUUAGUUUUCCUCCUGUAAUGAUACAGGAUAAAUAAGACGCGACUCUUACUGGACCUUUAGGAAGAACAGUUUUCAACUGAUAAAGCUAUCCAGUAUGAACUAUUACAAUGGAACAAUAAUUGACUCAUUUUCAUAUUUUUCGUUUUAAAACAGAAAGCAAAGUUAUUAAAGUCAACCAAAGAUGACGGAAACGAGGCUUACAAGACGGGGAACUUCCAAGAUGCGUAUGAUUUGUAUUCGAAAGCUUUGGCAAUUGAUCCUAACAAUGUUACAAUUUGUGCAAAAUUAUAUUACAAUAGGGGAAUCGUUGCAUCUAAGGUAAUGCUUAGAUUUAGUUUUAAUAACUUUAUUAUUUUAUGAACAACUUACACAGCCAGAAACACCACAGACUUGCUGCAAGUUGUGGAUUUCGCAGGCCUGCUGCAAGUUGUCAACAAGUUGCAGCAGGCUUGUUGACGUCAUCAACUUGCAGCAAGCCUAUUGAAAUCAGGCUUGCCGCAAGUUGACAUUUGCAGACUUGAUGCAAGUUGAUGAAACAACUUGCAUCAAGUCUACAAAUGUCAAUUUGCAGCAAGCCUGAUAGAACAACUUGCAGCAAGUCUGAUGAACACAUCAGAUCGAUUGAGAAAAUCAGGCUUACUGCAAGUUGUCAAUUUGCAGACCUGCUGCAACUUGCGCGUUUCUGGCCGUGUACCCGUGUCUUUUAAACUUCUUGAUUUUUCUUUCAAAGUUUUCAAGUACCUCAGGACUGUUGCAAGCAAACUAUUUAUGCAUCUCUCAAUUUUAUUUAUUUGCCUUCAAAUACAAAACUACUACAUAUAACAAAAUAACUCAUAUCAUUUUCUUUCUCAGAUAAUUGCAGGUUGACCACCAGCUGCUGCACGGUAGUGCUUAGUGAAAUCCAUCUUUUGAAAAAUUUUCCUUCCGUAUUUUUUUGUAGUUAAGUAAAAUGACAGAAGCUAUAGAUGAUUGCACAGAAGCGAUAAAUCUAGAUGGAAGUUAUUUAAAAGCUUAUUUGAAACGAGCAAAAUGGUAUGGGAAACAUUUGUAUUAUGGUACCAACUGACUACUUCAUGAGAAUUUUGAAAACCCAUGAGCCUGGCAGAUUAAUUAAGCGUUAAUCGCAGUGGUUAUUUAGAGCUACAGUAUUCGUCUGACAGAAAUAUUUUCCUCGUUCUUUAAACAUGCUGAAAUGAUGUUGGUAUUAGACAACAAUAAACUGUUGUGGUUUGUGUCUGAACUGUCUGAGAAAGAGAUCUCAGACGUGGUGGUCCAGUGUAGGUAGUAUUCUACAGUAAGCUUCUGUAGUUUGUGUCUGAAUUACCUGAAAAAGAUAUAUCAAACAUAUGGGGUCCGGUGUAGGGAGUGUUUUAUGCAAUAAGCUGCCGUGGUUUGUGUCGGAAAUAUCUGAAUAGACUGAAAAAGAUAUCUCAACCGUGGUGGUCCAGUGUAGCUGCUGUAGUUUGUUUCUGAAUUAUAGAAAGAUAUCUCAAACGUGUUCUACAAUGAGGGCCAUUAUGUAAACUACUGGGGAACCAGUAAUGAAUGCUACCCUCGUUCAAUUAUGUUUCUUACGUACGUACUUAAUAAGCUGCCGUGAUUUGUGUCUGAACUAUCUGAGAAAGAUAUCUCAAACGUGUGGUCCAGUAUAGAUAGUAUUCUACAGUAAGCUGCCCUGAUUUGUGUCUGAAUUACCUGAAAAAGAUAUCUCAAACAUGGGGCCCAGUGUAGGGAGUAUUUUAUGCAAUAAGCUGCCGUGGUUUGUAUCUGGACUCCACGUUUGAGAUAGGUUAUUUUGUACCAAUUUCAACAGUUACAUGGAGACGGAGAAAUUUGAAGAAGCAGUUCGAGACUAUGAAAAAGUGUGCAAAAUGAAUGGCUGUAGAGGUGCGUUGAUAUAUUUUUGAGAACGAUCAGUCAUCUUGCCAAGGCCCCCAGCUCAUAGAUGUUAAAUCGGUUUUAUGUCAUGUGUCAUGGUAUGGUGCAUGUGUCAUCUCUGUGGUCAGGUUUUAAUUCCUGUAUUAUGCAUAUGUCCAUAGGAGUGUUUCCUGGUCAAACGAGGAUGAGAAUUGAGAGUUUGCAUGAGAGUUUUCUCACCUCGUAUCCCGGUCAAACGAGAGCAACAUUUGUGUGAGACUUGAAUACUUGAACCUCCCCAGAGUUGAUGAGUGUUGAUCAGAGGUCAAACCCUAGUCUGCAAACCAGGCGCUUGUGGGCUUGGUACCUAGCGCCUGCUUUGCAGGCUAAUCAAACCCGAGCGAGAUAACGCUGGUAGAUAGGUUGCAGUGCCCAAACGAGUUUUGGCAACGCUUUGUUCUCGCUGCGUGCGUUUGUUUGUCUGUUAGUUUGUUAGGAAUCAUAAGCCUUGGUAUUUAUUCAAAAGUAAUAUGUCUCCGGGCUUGUGGUGCACUUGUUUCGCGCAUGCUCCAGGGCACCGCGCUGUAGUACUAUGUCUGGUAACAUUUAUGUCCUUAUUUGACAGAGCAUAAAAGUUUACUUCAAGAGGCGAAGCUAGAGUUGAAGAAAAGUAAACGAAAAGAUUACUAUAAAACACUUUCAUUGUCACAGACCUGUUCCGACUCGGAAAUCAAGAAAGCGUACAGACGAGAAGCAUUAAAACACCAUCCAGGUAUGAUAUACAGUACAGGCAGACUGAGGCAGUGAUUUUUGUUGAUGGAUAUUUCAACUGUGAAUUUUAUACAUUUCAGGGCUCGAAAUAACGUUCGCAACGUUCCCGAUCAUGGUGAUCGGCAAUGAGGACUUUUUGCCGAUCAAAUAAAAAUCUGGCCGAUCAGGAGCAAUUACCCCCAUUUCCUUCAAAAAAUUCUAAAUAUGCCAGUGGGCAUUGAAUACGCAUUUGAAGUUUAACUUUAUUUCAAAUUGAAGUUUAAAUCUAUGACAUUUGUGGACUUAUACACUACUAAUAGUGUAACUAUAUUUAACUAGUGCUUAAUAAACUUUAUUUUAUUAUAACACUUUUCAAGUUUUAAUUAUACCACUGCAUUUUUUCACACAAAAGCAAGAAACACACCAGCAUUAUCAAUUAAGAACUAAAACUUAUUAUUUUAUAUUAAAAGAGAAAAUCCUACUCAAAAAAUCCUAUCAAUUUGAAAUUAUUAUACACAGAUACGUUCGUCGUCAGCGGUUCGGAUUGCAGACUGUACUGUUGAAAAGACGACAACAUUUCGUGUAAAUUUGUUUUAAUAAAAGUAAAUUAAUUACUUUAGAGCGAGAAUAGUACUGCUGCCUUUCCUGUCGUAUGACUCGUAUCAACUAUACAAGAGCUUUUCGCGUGUUUUUAAAUGUGUUUUAUAUUACUUUUAUUUGUAAUGGUUUACACCUAACCAGGAACAGCUGCGAAAAAUGAAACUAUAGGUCCUCUGGUAGGAAUGGAACCUGCGAAUCGCAGGUCCACACAGUGUCUGUUUAGAUCUAUUACUGUCGUUCCAAUUGAAGUGUUGCUCAAAUAUUGAUUCAAUACAUUACCUCGGGCUGACCAAUUCAUUUGAUCAAGUUCCUCGAGAUAUUCAUAUACUUCCUGUGAAAGAGCCAAUUCCAAGUAUUUGAUCAUUUCUGGUCACUUCCUUUCUAUUUAUGAUUGGUUAGUUGCACAAACAACAAAGGUGAUUGGUGCAUUCAAACUAUUCAACAGGAAGUUUACAAUUCUACUAGGAAGUGUAUGAAUAUCUCGAGGAACUUGAUGAAAUGAAUUGGUCAGCCCGAGGUAAUGUAAUUGAAUCAAUAUUUGAGCAACACUUCAAUUGGAACGACAGUAUAAUAUUUAUUUUUUCUGUGUUGGUGUAAUGUACUCAGGUGAAUAUGAUGCUUGUGAUGUUACUCUGAGUGUAUAUCCACACUGAUUGAUAUCGAAGGAAAUAGAUUCUGUUCCGAAAUCUCACAUACUCGAACCGACCUGACCGCGUAGCUCAAUUGGCAGAGCAUUGGGCUAGUAUUCCAAAGGUCGUAGGUUCGAUUCCCACCGUGGCCAGGCAUAUUUUUCAAGCCUGCCCGGUGUGGAUAUACACUCAGAGUAACAUCACAAGCAUCGUUUAUUUUUUGUUUGUAUUUUCCAACUUUGCUGCUCAGUACUAUAUUAUAGGUCAAAAUCGGCCAAAAAUGUCUAUUCCAGUCAGGUGGGAUAAAGCAGGGUUCGUAGCGGUCUUUGAAAUCCUUGAAAGUCUUUAAAUUGGAAUGCAGGUCUUUGAGGUCUUUGAAAAGUCUUCAAAUUGUGUGAAAAAGCGAAGAAAGUCUUUAAAAGUCUUUAAAUUCUUUAGUGAGGAAUUGAUUAUACGAUUUCCUGGCUAAUAAAAUAGAUUGAUUGAAGCAAGAUUUUUGCAAAUAUCGACGAAAAGGUAUAUUUUAGGAUGUGAUUUGACGGGACUAAUUACUGGGUAAAAAUGGUGCUUACACUCGCAUUUUUUCGACAGCUGGUUGCUCUCAAAGGUCUUUGAAAAUAGGCAGAAAAAAUCUUUGAAAGUUUUUGAAUUUUUUUGGUCUUGGAGACUACGAACCCUUUACACAGCCUUCAUAUGGAAAAUUUUAUCCCACUUGAAAUGAGCACAAGAUGGGAUCUCGCCAAGCUGGGCUGGCUCGUUUUUCAUAUCAACACAAAUUGAAUUUUAUAUGCGUUAUUACAAAGGGCAUGCAGAUCUCACUCUGGUCAGUUUCUCGAUUAGUUAGACUUGUGUCAACACGCCCUUACAUUGCUUGGUCUUUUGAACUGAAAGCCUUCUAUGGUUCGACAACAGUGCCUCCUUUCUUUCAGAUCGCCAUUCAGGGGCGAGUGAUCAGGUGAAGAAGGACGAGGAAAUGUUAUUCAAAGAGGUAUACUUUUCCCUUUCUUGUGUUAUUCCAAGAACGCUUAUACUGAAACUCCCCAAGAAUGUGGGACCCCGUUAUUGCAUGGAGAUUAUCUCUGUGGUCAGUCCCUGCAUGCCUGUACUAUGUGUAAAUUAUGUAAUAUUUGAAAUCCGACUAUGAGGACUGGACUGGACUUGAAAUCUAGUCCAGUCCUCGGACUGGAUCAAUAUACUUCACCAGAGCAAAAUAAAGCAAUAUGGUUGGCUAAUUUACUCAUAAAUUAUUAAUGAGUUCGAGAUAUAAUAUUGUGUAAUGGUUUAGUGGUAUUGGUUUGUGUGUGGCGAAUCUUGUAAAAUAAAAUAAAUGCACGAGUUUCAAUGAAGCGAUGGUGGUAAUAUUGCAUGACGACAAGAAAAAAUAAAACCUACGUAUAACUAUAUACAAGUAGCAAAUGUUGUUUAGCAUGGAACAAUGAUGAUCUUAAGUUAAUGUUUUCAUCUGCAGGUAAAUGAGGCAUACAGUGUUCUGUCAGAUCCACAGAAGAAAGCGAGAUAUGACAGAGGCGAAGAUAUAGAUGGAAAUGGAUUUUCAACUGCAGGUGAAGAAUUAUAGAUGUUCUUGUCUAAUUACAGAAAGCUAAGGUUGGGGAAGCAAUUAUCCUUGCUAAACUCAAACGUGGGGCACUUGUGACCCAUGAUUAACCCCACAUUAAGGUGGAAUGGAACGGUUAGUUUGUGGUAAGGAAUGAAAAUUGAAGGCCCGGAGAAAAACCUCUAGAAAACCGAUUAUAUUUAAAAAAAUUAUCGACACAAGCAAAAAAUUAAAAAAAAAUAUUCGUACAAGUUGAAAAAGCCCCCCCCCCCCAUCACUUUUCUGAUGGUCCGCCCCUUAGCUGUUCUUAUUUAAGUCAAAACAUAAUUGGUAAGAAUUCGUCCACAUCCACCAUGCAAAUCUUGCACAGUAUUUCAAUCUUAGUGACGCCAUCUUGAAACUGUUGUGUUUAUUCUUGUUAAAGAUUUUGAUCCGAAUACAAUAUUCCAAGCGUUCUUCGGCGGAGGUGUCGGUGGAUUUCAUUCAAACUUCGGUGGACGACGCCAAGGCGGCGGCUUUCCCGGACACGAAUUUCACUUCUCGUUUGGUUAAGGUAUUAUCAUUCUAUUACCGAGGUCAUUAUCACAAUAAUAACAGACACUUGCUAGAGGUAACUAUGCGGUUAUGCGAUUUGACGAUGAAUAAUAUACUUAUAGUUUUAUAACAGUAUUACAACACACAUUGGCCGUGGCGUUCUGGAAAUGUACCGGUAUCAUUAAGGCUUAGCUGUGGUGUGAUAAAUGAGGAUUCCGUGCAUUAGGUAUUGAUCAUUGAACUGUAUAAAAUAAAGGUGCGAUAACUCCAGAUAAAAUGCGCUUGUAGGUAUAAAACACCCGCGUGGCCUUCGCGGUUUUCCGAUCGAUGUUUUUCAAUUUUUGCACGUAAAUGCUCAUUUCAGUGGUAAUUAUAAAGCCCCUUUACACGAGCAAAUUUUAUUUGACAAAUUUAAUAUGACAAAUACAUUUGAUCAAAAGUCAAAAGCUAGCAUGCUAGCUUUUGUUCGAAUGCAUUUGUCACAAUAAAUUUAUCACAAAUGUAUCAUCUACACGAGCAAAGUAUCUUUGACAUAUGAAAAUUGUCAAAUAAAAUUUGCUCGUACAAACGGGGCUUAAAUACCCCACUUAAAAGCUAAAAACUAUAUGAAAAGGUAUAAUUAGCCUUUUCCCAAAAGAGAUCACAGUGCAUUCUGGGAUCGUUUGGAGGGACAAAAUAUAUGGUGACAGGCGUCAAAUAGGUGAAAGAGUAGAAGUAUCUACUAUCAAAUAUCAACUUUUUAGACGGCCGAAAAUGAAAUAUCUUCUUUUUGUAUUAAACUUUUAAAAAUUUAAAUGUGUACUGCCAUAUUUCUUGUCUCUCCAACGUGGGAUUUGCGCGAUUAGACCCAGGACUUUGGGAAAUGGCUAAUUGGUGUAACUGCAGUCCAUAUUAUUCUGUGUUCAUUUCAAAUCCCUCAUACACAUUCCUGAAAAACAAACGUUUGCCGGUGUUUCUCCGCGGGGUUUUUUCUGAACAUGUUUUUCACUCGUCAGAUAACGUGUUUAUUUAUAAUGAAGUGUUUCUAAAAUUUGAUUAUUUUGAAAGACCACCUGCUCUAGUUUCUUAGGGCCUCGGUAAAGCCGGACUUGGAAAUAGUUUUAAAAUAUAGUCUUGAAACUUCUACAUGAAAUGAUGCCGAUUUUUCGUACUGAAUUUAGUGAAUUUUCGCGUAGGGGUCCAACUUCGUACAUGUUACAUGGUCUUUCCUCUUGGCGAGGGGAGAAAAGACGAUUAUCUUUUCAUGUCACGCAAUCACAAAACCUAAUUCAAUCCCCAUUCCUAAACCUAACCUCCUAACCAAUCCUUUUUCGUGAAUGCGUGACAUGAAAAUGUUUCCCAAAAAGACCCUCCCUGGUACACGCUGGUCACAUGAUCUGCUAAAAUCUAGCAGAUUUUUUAAUUCGCAAUCCAAGAUGAGGUCAAUAAAUAUUUGAUAUUUGGAUAAUUUUUAUAGUUUAAUUUAUAAUUUGCUUUUUGUAUGAUUGUCGUAAAGGAAUCCAAGAUAGUUGAUUAGAAAUCUGCUAGAUUUUAGCAGAUCACGUGACCAGCGUCUACCAGGGUCUUUUCUCCACAAGAGGAAAGACCCUGGAUACGAGGUUGGUAGCGGCCUGGGGCAUACCUACAAAACAGGCGGCCUUUCAAUUUCCGCCAUCUUUGACUUCAAAAACAAAGCCGGAGUUAUCGUUCCAGUUUUUAUAGAGUUCAUUGGUAUUGAUAGAUUUCAGUAACAGCAUACACUGGUCAACAUUUGAAUUGUAAGAGCAGUCAUCUCUCAAUUCAAUUUAUUGCCACCAAAUAUACAAGACAACUGCACAUAAUGAAACCUACUUAUUAGAAAUCAAUUCGAUUUUAUCCAUUGAGAUAUUGCAAUAGUUCGCAACAUCUAUAUAAAAAUAGCCUGCAAAGCAGGCGUUUUAGUUUUUGGCCGCAACCACCCAGACUAAUUUAUCUUAGAUCAAUCAAUACGGUGUUUUGACUGAAAUUUUACUGUUUAUUGAAUAAUAAUCUGUGAAAUACUUGUGAAAUACUAUAUAGAGUAAUAGAUUGUGUUUUUUUCUGUUAAAAUGUGCAGCUUCGUAAAUUCUAGAUAUUUGUCAACUCAGAAUAAGACACAAAAUUCAAGGUUAUAUUUCGACUCUACAGGGUGUAUAAAAAAAACUGAACAGAUUUGAAGUUGCUCUCAAUUUCGCAAAACAGCUCGUGGUAUGAAGUUUUUGUUAUAUAUAGAUUCCUCGAGUACCCACAAUGUAGAAUAAUGAAGAAAAAAAAUACGGGAGCUCAAAUUGUGUAAACCAGGGGGUGUUUCUUUUCCAACAAACUAAAAAUGGCUUGCGAACGAAAUUUAAAAGCUUUAAUCGUAUUUUAAGUUAAUGGAUGGAAAAUUUGUUGGGUUUUUCAUUACUGUACAAAAUUUCAGACAAUUUGCUUUAGUUUAACCUUUAACUACUCAUUUUUUCCCUAAAAAAUCAGCCUUUUGCAUGCUUAAUCAGCUUUUACCUAAUUUGCAUAUUGCUGACAUAUAAUGCAAAGGCAUUAAUUAAAUACAACAGUACUACAGUUCUAUUGUACUAUAGUACUAUGGUACUAAGGUGUUACUGUACUUGAAUACUAUGGGACUGCGGUACUAUGGUACAACAGUACCUAGGUACUACUGUACUAGGAUACUAUGGUACUACUGCACUAGAUUACUAUGGUACUAUGGUACAACAGUACUAGCAUACUAUGGUACUACAGUACCAUGGUACUAUUGCACUUUAGUAUAAAUUUCCAGGUGACUAUUGAUUUUUCUGCAUUCUGAUUGGUCAAGAUUGACUGUCUCUGAAGUGAUAGUCACUGGUCAGUGACUAUAGCUUUUUUUUCAAAAUGGCUGUUCGUUUUGCCGUAGUAACAGAGGAGGAAAUUGCCAAAAUUAAAGAAGAUAGCAUUCCGAAAAAACCCAAACAAGCUACAAAAUAUGGUUUAAAAAUAUUUCAAGGUAAAAUAUUAAACUUUACGUGCUUUUAUUUGGAAAACAACUGGCUUAGUCGCAACGCGACACAGAGCCGUGUCUGAGAUUUAAAUUUUGUAAACAAACUAUUUAUAGUGAAAAUAAAUUUAUUUGUAGUGAAUUUUUAUAAAGUUGUGUGGAUUAUUUUCUGUAAACACCUGGAAAUUUAUACUAAAACAAUUAGUCGCCUCAGGCUCGGUGAUUACAAGCCUAUAUUCACUUCGCCUUCGGCUCAGUGAAUAUAGGCUUGUAAUCACCUCGCCUUGGGCGACUAAUUGUUAAAUGGUACUAUUGCACUAUGGUACUACAGUUUUAUGUUACUACAUUCUAUGGUACUACAGUACUAUGGUAUUACUGUACUUGAUUACUAUGGGACUGGGGUACUAUGGUACAACAGUACUAGCAUAUACUAUGGUCCUAGAGACUAGAGUACUAUGUUACUACAGUACUAUGGAACUAGGGUACUGUGGUACUACAGUUCUAUGGCACUACAGUACUAUGGUACCACAGUAUUACUGUACUGUGGUGCUAUAGUACUAUAGUAUACUAUGGUACUAUAAUACUAGCGCACUAUGGUACUAGGGUACUAUGGUACUAGGGUAGGUUAUGGAAUUAUAACCUAAUAUUCUUUUGUUAGCGUUCCUCUAACAUGGCUGCUUGGAAGUGCAAACCAAACAUAUGUUUGUUACAAUGACUUUGACAUGGAGUCGAAUUUUGUGUCUUGUUUUCAUUAGCUCAUAGAUGUUGAUAUUCGGAGUAUGUUUUUGUUUUUCAACAAUACUCGGUAACUUCCAAUGUCAAAUUUCCCAUGUUCAGUAACUCAAUAGAUCAUAUGCUAGAACUUUUAAUAGCAACACAUAAUGGGCUACUCCUGUUGUCUUUCGGUUCCGGAGUUGUUAUAUGUGAGUUUUUCCUGGUUGGCGGUGGCUGUCUUGCAUUGCUCGUCUCACAUUCAACAUCGCAUUUGAAAUUCCUUGUUUGUGUUUCAGACUUUCCAAUUUCCUGGCGAAUUACACUUUCUUCAUGUAAACUUUUACUGAACUCUUUUUCACCAGGCGUUUCAUCGACAGCUGUCAAAACAGGUGUUAAAGUAUCGCUCUGAUUUGAAGGAGUAUAUUCUUCUAACUUUCCACUCGUGGGUUUAGAGUUAAACCUUCUCUCGCCGCCUAAUCUCUUCUUGCUUUUAUUAGAAGCAUCUGAAAGUCUGCAUUUUUGAAAUUCUCCAUUCGCCAGUUCUAAUAUCCUUAGUUUAUUUUCAUUCUCAAUAUUCGUCCUAUGUCCCACAUUUGGUAUACAAGGCAGGCUUGGUAAUAGCAUAUCAUAUGUUUGCACCUUCCUUGAGUGUGGUUUAUUAUCAUAAAUAUUUGUUACAGAGUAAUCUAUUUGGAUUGUUUGCUGCUCUGGCUGCUCAUAUGAUGGCGUUGAUUGUGGCAUGCUUCUAUGUGGGCUUUCAAAUUUUGGUCUCAAAUUUGCUCUAUCGUCCUUGGUCUCAACACAGAUUUCCAUUUGUUUUGCAUUUAAAGAGAGCGCUGAUUUCUCGCUCUGUUUUGCCAUAUGCUCAUGUUUUUCAAAUCUCCAUUUUUGUUUAUAUUUCGUCCCUCGUUCGUCCCAAUUUUUGUUUAAUACAAUCGGCUUCCGUCUAGGAUAUCUGAGCUGUUUUAAACGUUCCAUCGCACCAACUAAAUGUUUCUGUUCCUUUGUAAUAAGUUCUGAAUCGAGCUGUCUAAUCCUUUCAAAAUAUACUGUCUGCUUCUCGCAUCCCGUUCUGUUAUCUUGAAACCAAUAGAACUGACCAUCAUUUUCUGGUCGUCCGUCGUAGAAUAUACGUCUCAUGAGGUUCAAUUAUUUAACCUAAAUUUUUCGUUAUAUAGUUAGCAUUUGUAUAGCCAAAACACAUUGUAUAAAUAAUAUGGUUUGUUUUACGUAGUAUAGUCAUGGCAACUAGAGGUAAUUUAAUCCGAGCAUUUAAUCCUUGCCUAAUCCACAGCUUCUGUUACGAAAUGCAAAUAAAUGUCUAGUGAUCUGACAUUGCUAUGCCCCCCCCCCCCCGGUCUAUACUGAACGUUCCCUUUGACGACGUACAAUCACCUGAGGGUGCGCAUAUCUGACAAAACCUG